Sclerotinia borealis F-4128 is the source of this 1836-nucleotide messenger RNA. The record is from the annotation of a GenBank genome assembly. Lineage: Eukaryota; Fungi; Ascomycota; Leotiomycetes; Helotiales; Sclerotiniaceae.
AUGUCUUCCGAUAAUACCUCUCAUCACAAACAUGUCUCCUCCCAUCACAAGCUUACAAAACCGAAUGAAAAGCAUCCCAGAUUUGGAAAUCUACCUCUAAGUACCAGUGGUCCUUUAGAAUGUGCUUUAACUGGCACCGCACUUCUCAACACACCAUACCUCAACAAGGGUGCUGGUUUUCCAGCAGAUGAACGUAAUACCUUUAAAUUGACUGGAUUACUUCCUUCAAAUGUAUCAACUUUGGAUCAACAGGUCAAGAGAGCUUAUGAUCAAUAUACUUCGAGGCCAGGUGAUUUGGCGAAGAAUACUUUCAUGACUUCAUUGGCCGAUCAGAAUGAAGUUCUUUACUACAGAUUGAUCCAAGAUCAUAUGAAGGAAAUGUUCUCCAUUAUUUAUACACCAACAGAAGGCGAAGCAAUCGAGAACUAUUCUAGAGUAUUCAGAAGACCAGAUGGUUGCUUCCUGAAUAUCGAUGAUCAGGAUCGAGUCCACGAUGACAUGGCUCAAUGGGGUGGACCAGAAGAUAUCGACUACAUCGUUGUCACUGAUGGAGAAGAAAUUCUUGGAAUUGGUGAUCAAGGAGUUGGUGGUGUCUUAAUAUCAGUCGCGAAGCUUGUUCUCACCACACUUUGUGCUGGUGUUCACCCAAAUCGAACACUUCCCGUUGUUUUGGAUUGUGGAACCGAUAAUGAGAAGCUUCUCAAUGAUGAUUUGUACCUUGGUUUAAGGAAACCUAGAGUACGAGGAAAGAAGUAUGAUGAUUUCGUGGAUAAAUUCGUCCAAAAUGCGAGAGAGCUUUAUCCUAAUGCUUAUAUACAUUUUGAGGAUUUUGGUCUUCCAAAUGCCCGAAGAAUUCUUGAUCGUUAUCGUCCUGAGAUGGCCUGUUUCAACGAUGAUGUCCAAGGAACUGGAUGUGUCACCCUCGCAGCAAUGAUGGCCGGUCUUCACGUGAGCAAGGUCAAGCUUGAAGAUACUCGAAUCGUAGUAUUUGGCUCCGGAACAGCCGGAACAGGAAUUGCAGACCAAGUUCGCGAUGCCAUCGCAGCCGAUGGUGGAAAAUCCAAAGAAGAAGCCGCCAAACAAAUCUACUGUGUCGAUAAGCCCGGUCUACUAUUGAAGUCACAUGGCGACAAACUCACUCCUGCCCAAAUUCCAUAUGCUCGUGAAGAUUCCGAUUGGAAAGGCAAAGAUCAUGACGAUCUUCUCGCCGUCAUCAAAGAAGUCAAACCACAUGUCUUGAUUGGAACUUCCACGAGACCAAAAGCUUUCACCAAAGAAAUCAUCCAAGAAAUGGCCUCCCACGUCGAACGUCCCAUCGUCUUCCCCCUCAGUAACCCCACCCGUCUUCACGAAGCCGAUCCCAAAGAUAUCAACGAAUGGACCAAAGGCAAAGCUCUAAUCGCCACCGGCUCACCAUUCCCACCCGUCACAUACGACGGUCACGAAUACGAAGUCGCCGAAUGCAACAACUCGACCUGUUUCCCUGGUAUUGGACUCGGAUGCGUCCUAUCCCGCACCAAAUUACUAAGUGAUAAAAUGCUCGUCUCAGCCGUCAAAGCCCUAGCAGCUCAGAGUCCAGCUUUGAAAAAUCCUGAUAAGGGAUUAUUACCUGAUGUAGUCAAUGUUCGCGAUAUCAGCGUACAUAUUGCAAAAGCGGUGAUUCAAACUUCGGUUGAGGAGGGAUUGGCUCAGGAAAAGGAUAUUCCAUCAGAAGAUGCAGAGUUGGAGGAGUGGAUUCGAGAACAGAUGUGGGAUCCGGUUUAUAGACCUUUGAGGUUUGUGGCGAAGGAGAAAGCGAGUAGAAUUGCGAGUGGGAAGAGUGGUACUGCUGAUUAG